CCCUAGUGGGCACAUACAUAAAUAAUGCAAGAAGAAACUGAAAUUGAUGGCUGCGAGGGUUGGCAGAGGUUCCAGAGUAGGUGGAUGUUCUCAUGUUUCAUUCUGCAGCUAUGGUCGUAUGAACAAGGAGGUGGAGAAGAAGAAGAUGAAGGAGGAGGAUGAGAAAGUUGACAUCAAUGGAGGAAGAGCAAGAAGUACUGAUGAAGGUGACAGCAGCAAUACAGGCAAGAUGCUUCAUGGUGGUGAUGAUGAUGAUGAGCAGUAUCAUGCAAAUGUGGAUGGUGAUGGUUUGGAUUCCUCAGGGUAUGAUGAUUAUGAAGACUAUUACUACAGAAGGUAUGGAGAUGUUCCAAGUCCAGGUAUUGGCCAUUGAAUCGACACCUUCUCGAAAGAGCGCGCAGUUCAUAUGAGAACACAUGCUUAUAAGGGCUGGAUGUCGUCCGAUCGAGUGUCACGCAUUUCGUGAAGCGCCCAAUUUCUUAUCCGACUGACGAUGUUCGACCGUGAUAAGCAUGUUUUGCAAGUAAGAGUGAGGAUUAUAGAAAAAAUUCCUCCUGCAAGAUCUCUAUAGU
This is a messenger RNA of Linum tenue, 572 nucleotides long. The record is from the annotation of a GenBank genome assembly. NCBI's taxonomy places the organism in Eukaryota, Viridiplantae, Streptophyta, Magnoliopsida, Malpighiales, Linaceae.